Ostertagia ostertagi is the source of this 339-nucleotide messenger RNA. The record is from the annotation of a GenBank genome assembly. NCBI's taxonomy places the organism in Eukaryota, Metazoa, Nematoda, Chromadorea, Rhabditida, Trichostrongylidae.
AUGGGCUUCACAACCAUUAAGGUCACAUCUCCUCAUCAAGCUGUCGCUGAUCUGAGAACGAUACUCAAAGACAUACUCGAAUUCCCACCCGGCACAAGGGAGUGUUUACCAAGUUACCUGGGUGAUAUCACUGGAAUGAAAGCUGUGCGAGCAGACCUCCACCGCUGCCUUGCAAAGGGAGAAAAGCUGCCAGAAGAUAAGCUGCUUAAGUUCUUGGAACACGAACUGAACAUAAAAGAUAACAAGCAGUUUGUUAUUCGUCGUUUCGGUCACGGUCAAUCGAACCCCACGUACUACAUCAAAAUCGGAGGGAAGGAAGUCGUUCUGAGAAAGAAGCCG